Molecule: messenger RNA, 4228 nt
Organism: Peromyscus californicus insignis
Lineage: Eukaryota; Metazoa; Chordata; Mammalia; Rodentia; Cricetidae
Gene: Adamts17
Product: ADAM metallopeptidase with thrombospondin type 1 motif 17
Exons: 23
Coding region: 436-3804 (1122 amino acids)
Biological process (GO): proteolysis; extracellular matrix organization
Cellular component (GO): extracellular matrix
Molecular function (GO): metalloendopeptidase activity
Source: RefSeq, a predicted model, not a curated record
AUGGUCCUCCCUGUCUUCCUGCGAAGUUGGAUAGCAGCCCCAGAGGUGAUCUCCCCAUGGAAGGUCUAGGUUGGUGUCCUCCCAGCUGCUCCAGGAUUCCACAACCCGGAGUCGGCUCGCGCCUGCCACCUGGUGUCACGUCCCACCUACUGCCUAGAAACCACGUGUAAGAAAGUGCUUACAACCUAACUACGCACGUUGGUUUCGACCGGCCCUAACCAAUACGGACAGGGAAGGCGGGGCAGAGGAAAGCAAAAGCCCAAUCACCUCCUACUUUCCAAGGAGAAGGUGGAGCUUGGUAUUUACCAUGUUGGGUUUGUCCGCAGCGCUAAUUACUUUUUCCAAAGGCUGCAGGACUUCACUUCGGCUGGCGUUGCCGCCUCGCGCGCCCCUGCUCUGCCACUACGGUCUUGGGGGCUGCUGGUCCCGAGGACCAUGUGUGACGGAGCCCUGCUGCCCCCUCUCGUCCUGUCCUUGCUGCUGCUGGUGUGGGGGCUGGACCCGAGCACAGCUGUCGGCGACGCGGCGGCCGACGUGGAGGUGGUGCUCCCGAGGCGACUGCGCCCCGACGACCUGCACCUGCAGCUGCUGCCGGGAGUAGCGGGGCUCCGGCGGUGGCGGCGACCGCAAGCAUCUCCAGGUGGCCCUCGUGCGGGGCCGGGAGAGCACGCCCUGUUGCUGCACCUGCCGGCCUUCGGACGCGACCUGUACCUGCAGCUGCGCCGCGACCUGCGCUUCCUGUCCCCGGCCUUCGAGGUGGAGGAGGCGGGCGCCGCGGGGAGCAGCGGACACCCUGCCGAGCUGUGCUUCUACUCCGGACGAGUCCUGGGCCACCCGGGCUCCCUCGUCUCCCUCAGCGCCUGCGGCGCCUCCGGCGGCCUGGUUGGCCUCAUCCAGCUCGAGCAGGAGCAGGUGUUCAUCCAGCCCCUCAACAACUCAGGAGGCCCAUUCAGCGGAAGAGAGCAUCGGAUCAGACGCAAAUGGUCCUCCGCCCCCAGCCGGUCCACCGAGGUCCAGGAACCCAGGCCGCACUGCAGAGUAGUGACAGAAAAGAAGCCCAGGAGGGACAAGCCAUCGCGGGACUGGAGGGAGCGGAGGAAUGCCAUCAGGCUCACCAACGAGCACACGGUGGAGACCCUGGUGGUGGCCGAUGCCGACAUGGUGCAGUACCACGGGGCAGAGGCUGCGCAGAGGUUCCUCCUCACUGUCAUGAACAUGGUAUACAACAUGUUUCAGCACCAGAGCCUCGGGAUUAAAAUUAACAUUCAAGUCACCAAGCUGGUCCUGCUGCGACAACGCCCGGCCAAGUUAUCCAUAGGGCACCAUGGCGAGCGGUCCCUGGAAAGCUUCUGCCACUGGCAGAAUGAGGAGUAUGGGGGCGCACGGUACCUUGGCAAUAACCAGGUACCAGGAGGGAAGGAUGAUGCGCCUCCUGUGGAUGCCGCUGUGUUUGUGACCAGGACAGAUUUCUGCGUUCACAAAGAUGAACCGUGUGACACUGUUGGAAUUGCUUACUUAGGAGGCGUGUGCAGCGCUAAGAGGAAAUGUGUGCUUGCCGAGGACAAUGGUCUCAAUUUGGCCUUUACCAUCGCCCAUGAGCUGGGCCACAACCUGGGAAUGAACCACGACGAUGACCACUCAUCUUGUGCCGGCCGUUCGCACAUCAUGUCAGGAGAGUGGGUGAAAGGCCGGAACCCUAGCGACCUCUCUUGGUCAUCCUGUAGUCGAGAUGACCUCGAGAACUUUCUCAAAUCCAAAGUCAGUACCUGUUUACUGAUCACUGACCCCAGGAGUCAGCACGCCCUACGUCUUCCAUACAAGCUGCCAGGCAUGCACUACAGUGCCAAUGAGCAGUGCCAGAUCCUGUUCGGCACCAAUGCUACCUUCUGCAGAAACAUGGAGCAUCUGAUGUGUGCUGGGCUGUGGUGCCUGGUGGAGGGAGAUACAUCCUGCAAGACCAAGCUGGACCCUCCCCUGGACGGCACCGAGUGUGGGGCAGACAAGUGGUGCCGGGCUGGGGAGUGUGUGAGCAAGACACCCAUCCCAGAACAUGUGGACGGGGACUGGAGCCCAUGGGGCACCUGGAGCAUGUGCAGCAGAACGUGUGGGACGGGAGCACGGUUCCGGCAGAGGAAGUGUGACAAUCCCCCCCCUGGGCCUGGAGGCACACACUGCCAGGGGGCCAGCGUAGAGCACGCCGCCUGUGAGAACCUGCCCUGCCCCAAGGGUGUGCCCAGCUUCCGGGACCAGCAGUGCCAAGCCCAUGACCGACUGAGUAGCAAGAAGAGGGGCCUGUUGACAGCGGUGGUGGUUGAUGAUAAGCCGUGUGAACUCUACUGCUCACCCCUUGGAAAGGAGUCCCCGCUGCUGGUGGCUGACAGGGUCCUGGAUGGCACGCCCUGCGGACCCUAUGAGACUGACCUCUGCGUGUAUGGCAGAUGCCAGAAAAUUGGCUGUGAUGGCAUCAUCGGGUCUGCGGCCAAAGAAGACAGAUGUGGUGUCUGUAGCGGGGAUGGCAAGACCUGCCGUGUGGUGAAGGGUGACUUCAGCCACUCCCGGGGGACAGGUUAUAUCGAAGCUGCUGUCAUUCCGGCCGGGGCUCGGAGGAUCCGCGUGGUAGAAGACAAGCCUGCUCACAGCUUCCUGGCUCUCAAAGACUCCAGUAAGAGAUCCAUCAACAGCGACUGGAAGAUCGAACUCCCUGGAGAGUUCCAGAUUGCGGGAACAACCGUCCGCUAUGUGAGAAGAGGCCUGUGGGAGAAAUUUUCAGCCAAGGGACCCACCACGGUGCCACUGCAUCUGAUGGUGCUGUUAUUUCAUGACCAGAACUAUGGAAUUCAUUACGAAUACACCAUACCAGUAAACCAGAGUGCUGAAAAUCAGAGCGAGCCCGCCAAGCCACAGGAUGCUCUGUUUCUCUGGACCCACAGUGGUUGGGAAGGGUGCAGUGUGCAGUGUGGAGGAGGAGAACGCAGGACCAUCGUAUCGUGCACCCGGAUUGUUAACAAGACCACAACCCUGGUGAAUGACAGUGACUGUCCCCCAGCAAGCCGCCCUGAGCCCCAGGUCCGAAGGUGCAACUCUCACCCAUGCCAGUCCCGGUGGGUGGCCGGUCAGUGGAGCCCCUGCUCAGCGACCUGUGAGAAGGGUCUCCAACAUCGGGAGGUGACUUGCAUGUACCAGCUACAGAACGGCACACAUGUCACUACUCGGCCCCUCUACUGCUCAGAACCCCGGCCGACACCAGUACAGAGCUGUGAAGGCCAGGACUGCCUGUCUAUCUGGGAGGCAUCAGAGUGGUCAGAGUGCUCCGCCAACUGUGGCAAGGGGACCCAGAAACGAACUGUGACAUGCACCAACUCUCAAGGGAAAUGUGAUGCGUCCACAAGGCCAAAAGCUGAGGAGGCGUGUGAGGACUACUCCGGCUGCUAUGAGUGGAAAACUGGAGACUGGUCUAAGUGCUCAUCGACCUGCGGGAAGGGGCUCCAGUCCCGUGUGGUACAGUGCAUGCACAAGGUGACUGGACGGCAUGGCAGUGACUGCCCCGCCCUCUCAAAGCCAGCAGCCUACCGACAGUGCCACCAGGAGGCUUGCAAUGACAAGAUUAAUGUGAACACCAUCACCUCCCCGCGCCUUGCUGCUCUGACCUACAAAUGCACACGGGACCAGUGGACGGUGUACUGCCGGGUCAUCCGAGAGAAGAACCUCUGCCAGGACAUGCGGUGGUACCAACGCUGCUGCCAGACCUGUAGGGACUUCUACGCAAAUAAGAUGCGCCAGCCGCCCUCUCCGCCAAGCUCUUGACCUACAGCACAGUGCUUGCUCAAUGCUCUGACUCAAGAUCUGAGGUCUGGCAGUUAGUGAGUGGAGAGCCCUCACCCUACCCAAAAGCACACCAGCCCUGCAGCCAGGACCCCCAAAGCACUCUUCUGCUCCCGCAAUAAGGCUGCCUCAAGAAAUCCAGUUGCCUGGAGCUAGAGAGCGGAGCUGACAUUACCAUUCGUCCUUUGAACUAAUAUAUGUUUAAUGGCCACUGGCUGGCUUGCUAAGGAAAAACUACACAGGAGUCACAAAGUAAUUUUAACUUCCAAGAUCCUAUGUACCUCAAAAGGGGCACCUCUGGCAGAUUAGUGAGAGACAGAGAGAGAGACAGAGACAGAGACAGAGAGAGAGAGAGAUUGAGAGAGAGAGAGAGAGAGAGAGAGAGAGAGAGAGAGAGAGAGAGAGA